UCCAAAGGAGCGCGAGAUCUCUUCAAACUAGCCGAUGUGGACCAGUCGGGAAAGUUGAGUUUGGUGGAGAUAAAACGCCUUCUAGAGGCGUCCGACUACGACAUUGAUGAUGAGGAGCUUUGUGCCAUCUUUCGUCGUGUCGAUGCAAAUCGUGACGGUGAAUUGGACGACAAGGAGUUUCUUGAUCUGGUCAAAUAUCUCAUCGAAAAUAAGUGA
Molecule: messenger RNA, 216 nt
Organism: Hydatigera taeniaeformis
Lineage: Eukaryota; Metazoa; Platyhelminthes; Cestoda; Cyclophyllidea; Taeniidae
Source: the annotation of a GenBank genome assembly